UCAAACUGACUUAAUUCUGAGCUUAAUUGACAACAAACAUUUUAAAAGUCUGACUUUCAAAAGCAUUUCGCCAUGGCAAACGAGGCUGAAGAAACGAUUCGCAAACUUAGCACGCAUAAAGGUGUAGCUGGCGUAAUAAUUGUCAACGGCGAAGGUAUCCCAAUCAAGACAACCCUGGACAACCAUGUCUCAGUACAAUACGCCGGACUCAUGGGUUCGCUCAUAGACAAAGCUAAGUCGGUUGUCAGAGACUUGGACCCCACCAACGAGUUGACGUUCCUGAGAAUUCGGAGCAAGAGGAGUGAGAUCAUGGUUGCGCCAGAUAAAGACUUUAUUUUGAUUGUCGUUCAAAACCCUGUUGACUGACAAAGGCUUUGGCUUUUCAGCCAACUUUACGAUUCUAUUUACGUUAGUAUUAUUCACGAUUAGAUUUUAACAGAAAGUGUUUUAGUAUAGCUAUUUAGUUUUAAUUAUUUAUAAUUUCUAUAAUCAUGAUUAGCAUAUUUUCUUGAUUAUUUCAUUCCAAUUACUAUUAGGCGUUCACAUACUAACCCCGCGAUCUUCCGCGCGCCAGCUAAUUGCGUUGACAAUGGUUCUU
This is a messenger RNA of Cydia splendana, 598 nucleotides long. RefSeq names its product dynein light chain roadblock-type 2-like. The transcript has 2 exons. The coding region runs from base 73 to 366 and encodes 97 amino acids. NCBI's taxonomy places the organism in Eukaryota, Metazoa, Arthropoda, Insecta, Lepidoptera, Tortricidae. The record is from RefSeq and is a predicted model, not a curated record. Gene Ontology annotation, cellular component: centrosome; cytoplasmic dynein complex; cytoplasm. Gene Ontology annotation, molecular function: dynein intermediate chain binding. Gene Ontology annotation, biological process: microtubule-based movement.